Prorocentrum cordatum is the source of this 2389-nucleotide messenger RNA. NCBI's taxonomy places the organism in Eukaryota, Dinophyceae, Prorocentrales, Prorocentraceae. The record is from the annotation of a GenBank genome assembly.
GUCAGAAGCGAGCGCGCCCGCCCUCGCGACGCUGGCUGGCCGCGGCGCCAACAGCAGGGCGCGGCCACACUGCUAUACACUCUUGGCUGCCCCUCCUCAGCUUGCUCAAGGCGCGGGCACUUUAUGCAUACGUAGCGAAGCUCUUCCAUUUGCUCGCUUCCACUUCUUUCGCCACUUCCUUGCGUUGAGUUUGCUGGGAUGCCGGCGACAGGGAAGGCGCAGCGCACCGCAUAUCUGUUACCGCCACUUCUCCAGGGCGCCCACACCGCAACUGCCAUGGUGGUGCAGGUUCGCGACAUCUUCCAUCACAACGCUUCCCGCAACGAUGCUCAUGCGCAGGCGGCACCGGCAUGUGGCACAAGGGCUGGGCUCAAAGCGUACUACAAUGCGGGCGUCUCAAAUGUUGCAGAUGGCGUAUGGCCUGACAUAACUGGAAACUUCCCCGCCACUAUGGGUGGCGCAUACACAGCGUCCGGCACGACAGUACUAUUCACUCAAGGGUAUGCCGACACUGGGAUGACAAAGUCCAGCUUCAAAAGUAGCAGUGACAAUUCGUGGACAGUCGCUGCGUGGGUAAAGUACACUGGAUCACCUUCCCAAGGCUACAGCGCUAUCGUGGGAGGGCACGACCCCUCUGGCUCUGGCACAGAGUUCUUCAUUGGGAAAAAUUAUGGAAACACAUGUUUAGGCGUGCAGGAUUUGCAGUAUUAUCCCGACGCGUGCGGCAUUUCACUCUUCGACGGUAACUACCAUUCUGUUGUUGUGUCUGUGGCCAGCGGCAGCGGCACGGUUUAUGUGGAUGCAACAAAUGUCUACAGCAACACUUGGAGUGGAGUGAACGAGGAUGAGCAGAUACGCAUUGGAGUGGAGCUCCAAGGUUCUGGCUUUUACUGGACUGGCGAGAUCAAAGAAGUUGCAUUCCUGGAGCGAGCCCUCACUGCUUCCGAGGUGCUCACCAUGCACCAAGACAUGUCGACUGGCACCGUGUACUGCCAGCAGCCGGAGCCGACGCCACCACCAACAUCGGCAUGUGGCACAAGGGUUGGGCUCAAAGCGUACUACAAUGCGGGCGUCUCAAAUGUUGCAGAUGGCGUAUGGCCUGACAUAACUGGAAACUUCCCCGCCACUAUGGGUGGCGCAUACACAGCGUCCGGCACGACAGUAAUAUUCACUCAAGGGUAUGCCGACACUGGGAUGACAAAGUCCAGCUUCAAAAGUAGCAGUGACAAUUCGUGGACAGUCGCUGCGUGGGUAAAGUACACUGGAUCACCUUCCCAAGGCUACAGCGCUAUCGUGGGAGGGCACGACCCCUCUGGCUCUGGCACAGAGUUCUUCAUUGGGAAAAAUUAUGGAAACACAUGUUUAGGCGUGCAGGAUUUGCAGUGGUAUCCCGACGUGUGCGGCAUUUCACUCUUCGACGGCAACUACCAUUCUGUUGUUGUGUCUGUGGCCAGCGGCAGCGGCACGGUUUAUGUGGAUGCAACAAACGUCUACAGCAACACUUGGAGUGGAGUGAACGAGGAUGAGCAGAUACGCAUUGGAGUGGAGCUCCAAGGUUCUGGCUUUUAUUGGGCUGGCGAGAUCAAAGAAGUUGCAUUCCUGGAGCGAGCCCUCACUGCUUCCGAGGUGCUCACCAUGCACCAAGACAUGUCGACUGGCACCUCGUACUGCCAGGAGCCGACGCCAGCACCAACGCCCUCACCGACGCCAGCACCAGCGCCCGCGCAGAGUUCGGCCGUUGGCGAUCCGCAUAUGCAAAAUGUGCAUGGCGAGCGGUUCGAUUUGACGGUGCCAGGUAGCCAUGUCCUGAUCAACAUCCCUCGUGGAGGUCGCGUUGAACAAGCAUUGCUUCGCGUGCAGGCCAAUUCGCGCCGAAUGGGUUCCCAGUGCGCGGACAUGUACUUCACCGAUGUGAACGUGACUGGGUAUUGGGCAGAGGCGAAAAAAACUGGAGGGUACUAUCACAGCGCAUCGCAGAGCGAACGCAGUAUUCCAGAGUGGGUUGCUUUUGGCAAGGUCGAGCUGAAGAUCGUUCACGGGCGUACGGGCGCUGGCGUGUCGUACUUGAACGUGCACGUGAAGCACUUGGCACGAGCCGGGUUUCCUGUCGGAGGCCUGCUUGGCGAAGAUGACCACAGCGACGUGAGUGCGCCCGCGACUGAGUGCAUGCAGCAGAUGAGUCUACAGACGCGAGCGCAUCCGAACGGCAGCGUUACCCCGGCGGCCUCGACCGCAGAGGGGUCCCUCGACUAAUUAGGCCUGCAAACAGCAGCGCUUUCCUUUUGCAGAGACAAGCACCUGACACGAGGGCUGCCUACAACCCUGGCCCUGGGGGAGCUCCACCGAAGCUUCAUUUCGGCACGCCCCUCUCGAGGAUCGUGGCCCUGGC